GUCCCCGAAACACUCUUGUCAGGCCCAAGGCAAACGUUCCUUGACCGUCGCUCUCUCUCUCUCGUCAGCCUCCUCUCUCUCUUCCAUCGGUACAAGAUGAUGUGGAACUUCAGCCAUGCUGCGCGCACUCCUAGUAUCCCGAUGCCGAUGCCUUCACCAGGAUCUGAAUUGAGUGUACCACACCACCCACAGCACCACCGAUCUUCCAGUGCGGGCGCGCCGACGGGCUGGCCGGGCAAUGUGUCUGGUGGAUCGAGAGCGACUAGUCCGCGGCCGAUGGCGAUGCCGGCGCCUGCCUCAUUCAUAAACUCUCCGCCAGUAGAGUACGCGUACGAGCCCAGCCCGCGCGCCUUGCUUACCGUCCCGGUGCACGAGCACUACCACCACCGAAGCUCCCAUCGGCGUCAUUCGCAUUCACACUCACAUUCUCGCUCGCACUCGCACUCGCAUAGCCCGAAGCGGCAUAGUCACCAUAGCCAGAGUCAUAGCCGUCCGCAUACGCCAGCACCUCCGCCCUCCCAGAUCAUCAUUGCCGCACCACUGCCGCAACACCAAGUCCUUCGCAAGCCACACAAGCAGCAGCAGCAGCAGCAGCCGGUCUACCAUGUCGUGUCGAAACCACAUACUCACGCGCCCGUGCCCGUGCCCUCCGUCCCGCUCAUGCCGCCCAUCCACCCGAACUUCAUGUACUCGCGGUGCACCGGCCGACGCAAAGCCCUGUGUAUCGGAGUCAACUACUUUGGGAAGCCGCACGAGCUGCGGGGGUGCAUCAACGAUGCGAAGAACGUGUUCCAUUUCCUCGUCCGACAUGCGUCGUAUCGCCCCGAGGACAUCGUGGUGCUCACUGACGAUGCGCGCCACCAUCGCUCGCUGCCGACGCGCAGGAACAUGAUCGAUGCGAUGCAUUGGCUCAUCAAGGACGCGAAACCACACGAUGCCCUGUUCUUUCACUAUUCUGGACACGGCGGCCAGACAAAGGAUCUAGAUGGAGAUGAGGUGGAUGGAUAUGACGAAGUCAUCUUUCCCAUGGACUUCCAGCAGGCAGGACAGAUUGUAGACGACGAAAUGCACGAUAUCAUGGUCAGAGGAUUGCCUGCCGGGUGUCGACUAACGGCUGUAUUUGACUCAUGUCACUCGGGAACUGUUCUCGAUCUACCAUAUAUCUACGACUCUCACGGUCGACUGAAGGGUAAUCACGUGAGCCAACGUGCACUUGCUCGUAAAGCGGCGCCGGCGGAUGUGAUCUCGUUCUCGGGAUGCGAGGACGGACAGACGAGUGCCGACACGUUCAUGAACGGUCAGGCCGUCGGAGCUGCUAGUCAUGCCUUCAUUGAGGCUGUGCGGUCGAAUCCACAACAAAGCUACCAGCAGCUGUUGCAGAAUGUUCGCGUGCUAUUGAAGCCGAACUUUACUCAGAAACCCCAAUUGGGCAGUUCACAUCCGAUUGACACAUCGCUGAAAUUUAUCAUGUAGUAUAUGUUUGCUAUCUGCUUUCGAUUGUCUUCAUGUCCUAUCGUAGUACACUACUCUGCUAUAAUUGUAAUCGCUCGCUGCUCAUCAAUUCAUCACGGCGGUUUCAAGAUGUUCCUCGCUCGGUUCCGUGGAGGAUUGGCAUUCUCAUGAUUGUAUUGGAUUACUUAGAGCCUCAGGUCUACCUAAUAUAGGGUAGUCUCGACUGAUUUUCUCUGCUUU
Messenger RNA from Mycena citricolor, 1692 nucleotides. The record is from the annotation of a GenBank genome assembly. NCBI's taxonomy places the organism in Eukaryota, Fungi, Basidiomycota, Agaricomycetes, Agaricales, Mycenaceae.